Messenger RNA from Symbiodinium natans, 2088 nucleotides. NCBI's taxonomy places the organism in Eukaryota, Dinophyceae, Suessiales, Symbiodiniaceae. The record is from the annotation of a GenBank genome assembly.
AUGAUCAACCAGAGCUUAUCCAACCUGGCAUUGGUCAUCAGUCGACUUGCCGAGUUUGCAAAGUCCUCCGACAAGAACAAGGACAAGAAGGCUAUUGAGCACGUCCCAUUCAGGAGUUCGAAGCUGACUUUCCUGUUGGAAGACUCGCUGCGUGGCAAUUCCAAGACGGUGAUGAUUGCGGCGCUGUCUCCUGCCGAGUUCAAUUACGAUGAAACCUUGAGCACCCUGCUGUUCGCACAGAGUGUGAAGGCCGUCAAGACCAAUGCAAGGAAGAAUGUGAACCUGGAGGAGAGUCUGGUCCAGGAGCUCGAGGCGGAGUGCGAACGACUGCGCCAGCUCGUGAACUCGGAUGCAGGAAACAACCAGCUCCAAGAGUUGGCGGCGUUGGAGGAGAUGCAGAGGAAGUACGGGAGAGACUUCCAGGAGCAGCUGAAGCUGGCCGAAGACCUGCAGAAGCAGAGGGAGCUGCUCUUGGCAGAUGCCGGCCUCACCUCCCUGGAGCUCACAGCAAGUGUUGGCCUGGAUGAUCGUACGCCGCAUCUCCUCAACAUCUGCUACGACCCGGAGCUGAACGGCUGCUUGAUCUAUUUCUUGCAGAAGGGAGUGACCUGUAGCCUGGGAGCCGGCCCUGGUACCCUCAUCGCGCUCAAGGGCCUGGGCAUGCAGCCCAAGAUGAUCGAGAUGCGAAAUGAGGACAACCGAAAGGUCAUGCUCACGUACAUUGCGGGCCGCGUGCUUCUGAACGGGCGCCAGCAACACCCCGGCGAGGCGCGGCUGUACCACAACGACCGCCUUAUCGUCGGCCACGCGUUCUGUUUUCGACUCGUCAUCCCCAGCGAUAGCUAUCAACCAGAAGAUGUCCCGCUGGAGACGGCUUUGGAGGAAGUGGAGAUGCCUGAUGACCCGGCCUACCAGCAGUGCUUGAUGUACGCGAAGAACCUCCAGAGCCGCAUUGGCGACGUCCGCGCGCAGCAGUUCCGGAAGAGCUUCCAAAAGGUCUGCCGCCUUGUGAACGAGGCCAAUGAGAUGGCGCAGGCGUUGUGCCCCAAGGAACGGCUCCUCUUUGGCGCAGAGGUCCUGACGGACUGUUUCGGGACAGAUGCCGAGACUGUUGAAAGCAUUGUGCGGGUGAGAAAGCUGGAAACGGGGAAAGCGCGCUGGCGAGACGUGGUGAAGUCAAAGGUCUUGGACAAGAAGGAAGCACCGUGGUCCUUGCUCGACACCUUCGUGACUGUCAGCAUGCAGAAAAAAGUCGGCACCAGCAGCCACACCAUACUUCUGCUCAACGUCGACGAGUUCAACCAGCGCUUGCAGCACUUCCGCGACCUGUACAAGGCUGUUGUCACCGAUCACCACAGCUUGGAGGACAUGCCGCUGGCAGAGCGAGAAUGCUGGGGCCGGCUUCCGCCAUGGAUGGCUGCAGAACUGGACCAUGAGCUUGAGCAGGAAGAGAAGCUGGAACAAGAAAUUGCGAAAAGAAAGCCGAUCGCACAGGGCCACGAAAAGUCAGAAAACGAAGCGUUCCUGGAGGAGAAGCUGGCAUGCAUGCAGCAGCUGCUUGAUGUCAAGGAUCGGCGGAUACAGUCCUUGGAACUGGCGGCUGAAGCCCAGGGAUCCUCCUACCGCAAGUCCGGGGGUCGGCUCAACGAACGUCGACACUCCACGCCGUCCUUGGGUGUUCAGAAGCGCCCAGAGGCCCCCACAACCCGCCGGCAGGCUCACAGACAGCUCAUGAGUCAAGUGCAGGAGCUCAUCCGCAGUGGUCAGGAGAGGCACGAGGCCAAGAACAAGAUGCUAGAGAGGCACUUCCAGGAACUGGAAAGCUGCGGCUCCGGCUAUCUGGACCGGCUCAAGACGUUGCGUGCUGAGGUGAGCAGCGAGGUGGAGUCCCGGCAAAAUGCCGAGAUGCAGGCGCAAGUCCUGGAAGAGGAGCUGCGCCUUUGCCGUGCCGAGCUCGAGGGCAGCCGGUCUGCCCUGCGUGCCGAGUUUUCGGCCAGCCAGCAGCUCCUGAGCAACGAAUGCGAUGCUGCGACCAGCCUGCUGCUCUGUGCGACAGAGCAACUGCAAAGCUCAAGCUCCAGCACAUGA